AGUCCAUCAUGUUGAUUGCUCACAGUUUCACACCCACCUUCGUCUUCAUCAAUCAACAAUUCUCGCUCCUUUCUCAUCCCUACAAAACCACUCUCCUCUCUCUCACAUCUUCUCCUCCAAUUUCCAUUCUUCUCUUCUCGUAUCACUUUCUUCUACAAUCUACGCCCAAUCAAGCGUUGCCUUCUUGUUUUCCGAGAAAUUUACCCAGAGCUAUUUGUCGAACAUCUUUUAGGCGUUAAGAUGAGGAGCAAGGGGCAGAGCCAGAACGUGUUCGUGAGGUUCAUUACUUCACCGUUCAGAGCGCUGGGAAGAGCGCGAGAUUUUUACGUGCGAAGCAUAACGAAGUGUGGUCACAAUAUGAACUACAGUAACCCUGUGGAUGCGGCUGGGAGAUUCGCGGCCUUUCCUAGAAGUUACAGUGCCAACACUUCGAGGUCCGAAGAGAGCGAGGAUUUCGCAGAGCUCGUGAGAGCAGCGUCGGCGAGGACUAUGGUCGAUAGAAUCGACAUGGACUUGGUUCUGAAGCGUCACGCGACGGCACAGAAACAACAGUCUGUGGAAUCAACAGGAUUGCCCAAAUCCACCAGUGUAGGGAUGACGAAAAUUGACGAAGAUAAGCCUUAUGAUUUUGCAGAUGGGGGUGUUAAUAGCGCUCCAGAUUUGUACCCUAGAAGUAGAAGCUAUGCUGUGGGAAAGAGAAAUGUUGUUUUCUGAAUUAUCUGAUUCUUAGCCUGAACUAUCUUACAGGCCCGGAAAAAAAAAAGGAUUAUGACCUCAACGCAAAAUGAGAUUGGGGAGAGAUGUUUGUGAGACUGUAAAAAAUUUAAUUCUCGUUCCUUCCCCGUGUUGGUGCUAGUGGUGUUACAUUCUUUUAAGUGUAUUGCGUGAAUUCUCUCUCUCUCUCUCUCUCUCUCUCUCUCUCUCUCUCUCAUUCUGCUAUUGUGAAAGUUACAAUUUUGUUUCUUCUUCCUGCCUGAUUUAGUGCUUUAGAUUUUUAUAUGGUGAUUGGUGUGCUGAUGCAUUCAACGGAGAAGAAUCAAGACUAAUUAAAUUAGCAUUUAGCAAAGCUUUAAGUCGUAUUUGGU
This is a messenger RNA of Prosopis cineraria, 1085 nucleotides long. RefSeq lists its product as uncharacterized. The coding region runs from base 241 to 714 and encodes 157 amino acids. Lineage: Eukaryota; Viridiplantae; Streptophyta; Magnoliopsida; Fabales; Fabaceae. The transcript has a single exon. The record is from RefSeq and is a predicted model, not a curated record.